Tetrahymena thermophila SB210 is the source of this 1485-nucleotide messenger RNA. RefSeq names its product kinase domain protein. Gene Ontology annotation, cellular component: nucleus; perinuclear region of cytoplasm; cytosol. The transcript is spliced from 15 exons. Lineage: Eukaryota; Ciliophora; Oligohymenophorea; Hymenostomatida; Tetrahymenidae. The record is from RefSeq and is a predicted model, not a curated record. Gene Ontology annotation, biological process: nucleocytoplasmic transport; activation of GTPase activity. Gene Ontology annotation, molecular function: small GTPase binding; GTPase activator activity.
AGUUUAUAAGCUCAUCAAAAUUGCUUCAGUCUUAUCUAAAUAUCAGUCUUCAAAUUAUAAAAGAUAAUGAAGAAGAUUUACAACUUUUUUAUUAGAACUUAGCUUAUUGCACUAAUAUCUAAACUCUUACAAUUUUGCUCAUAUAAACUCAAAUCAAAGACUAAGGAUUAGAAAAUUUAGGAUAAUAACUAAUUAAAUGCAGAGAUCUUUCAAAUUUAACUCUUUAACUUGGAUAAAACAAAGAAAUAGGAUCUUAAGGAAUCUUAGAUUUAUUUUCUGGUCUAAUGCAUUGCUCUAAGCUUUCAACUUUUAACUUUGAACUCAAUGGAAAAAAUAUUUGCUAUGAAAAUAUGUCAAAUUUAUUUUCAUAUUUAGGAAAAUGUGAUAAUCUUUAAAUUCUAAAUGUUAAACUUAGCGAGUGUAAAAUCACAGCAAGAGGAUUAGAAUGCUUAAGCUCUGGCUUAAAAAAUUGUACUAAUAUCUCAAAUUUCAAAUUAGACAUCUAUGAAAACUAGAUAAAUGAUGAAGGUGUUUAGGCUUUAUCUUUAGCUUUAGCAAAUUGUACUAAAAUUUCAACUUUAUGUUUAAAUCUGUGGUAAUUUUUUUUUAAAUAAAUAAAUUUCUUUCAACUGUAAAAUUGGUUAUUUGAAUCAUAAUAAAAGUUGCACAAAUAUUGGAACUGUUGGAGCAUAAUCUCUAGGAUUAAAUCUAGCUAAAUGUAUGAAACUCUCAACUUUGAUCCUUUUUCUUUACUUUAAUAAUAUUGAUGAUAAAGGUGUAUCACUUUUAAGUUCUGGCUUGUCUAAAUGUAAAGUUCUAUCCAAUCUGACACUAGGCUUGAGUAACAAUAGUAUUGGAGAUUAAGGGGUCAAAGAUUUAGGUUUUUCAUUUUAAAAUUAUGACAAUCUUUAAAGUCUAAACUUAUCUUUAGAUAGGAAUAAUUUUGGGUAGAUAGGUGUUUCAGGUUUAGCAAUAAUCUUUUAAAACUGUACAAAACUAAAUACAUUAGCUUUAAAUUUCUCGUAUAAUAAUGAUAUUGGUGCUUAAGGUUUUUAAAUUUUAUGCUAAGGUUUAGCUAAAAAUAAAAAUUUAUCUUCUUUGGUGUUAAUAUUGUGUAAAACCUAACUUGGAGAUUAGAGCUUAUAAGAGUUAGGCUCUGCUUUAGUAAAAUGCAGUAAUCUCUCAAUUAUAAGAUUAGAUCUUUUUGGAAAUAAAAUUGGAAAUCAGGGUGCGUUGAAUUUAGGCUUGGAGUUAUCAAGGUGUGCUUAGCUUUCACAUUUAACUCUAGAUCUCUCUUAAAACUUAGUUUAGGGUUAGGGGGCAAUAAAUUUAGGUUCUAAUCUAAAAAAAUGUGUUAAUCUAAAAACUUUGAAAUUAGAUAUUCUAAUGUGUUAGAUUGAAAACGAUCAACAAAAAAAAAUGAUAUUUUAAAUUUGUAAAAUAAAGAGGCUAGUUGAAAAAAAUAUCAAUUAAUUAAUAAUUUGA